ACCGGGACCGGGGCCGGGCAGCCGCCAGCCCCGCCCCGCGCCGUGCCGUGCCAGUACCGCCGGCAGCCUCCCGGGAUGGGGCCGCGCUGGGCGCUGCUGGCCGCGCUGCUCCACGCCGCGGGCGGCCGGGAAUAUUCAUUGCCUUAUACACCACAGUUUGCAAAAUGCAAAGAUCCCAGCACGGAAUUCUAUGAGGAAGAACUUAAUAAAUGUUGCAGCCAGUGCCCUCCAGGUGAAUACAAGACUGAGAGCUGCAGUCACACUGUGGACACAAAGUGCAGUCCCUGUAGCCCUAACACAUACACAGCAAUCUGGAAUCGGUCUCCGCAGUGCUUUGCCUGCUCGCCACCCUGCAGGAAAGGAUUUGUGCAGAAUCAGACAUGCACUAAAUCACAGGACAGAAUCUGUAGCUGCCCACCCAAUGAGUACUGCAUUUCGAAAAUAUUUGGGUACUGCGAAAUCUGUAAAGUGCAUAAAAAAUGUGGAAAAGGUUACAGAGUUUCCAGAAGAGGGACAGAUAGCACAGAUACAGAAUGCAAACCUUGUCCUCCUGGCACUUUUUCACGUGAGGAAUCUUACGAUACCAGCUGUAUACCACAUACAGUUUGUAAAUCAGUGGCUAUUCCUGGAAACAGCGUGAAUGACACUGUUUGCAGUGACUCAAGAAAAGCGGUUGCCACUGUUCUACCUCACACUGUUUUGAACCUGCUCCUGACACAAAGCUUGCCUUCCAACAAACCUGAAAAAAUAACUCGACCUGUCACUUCAAACUCUGUGACUGACGUGUCUUACAUCAUCGGAUCAGUAGCAGGGCCGUUGUUAUUGGUCCUGAUAAUUGCUAUCUUGGGGCAUUGUGUAGUCUCCAAAAAAAAAGCCCUUGUAUACUCUCCACCGACCACAGCAGCAGAUUCGCCUUUUUCCGCUACAGAAAAGCAGUGUGACAAAACCCCAAGAAAUACAGGAUCACAAAACUCCAGCAGUUCUGAACAGGAGGAACAGCAUCUCUUGGAAACUUCUGGGUCCAGCAGUAGCGCCCUGAAUCGUCCAACUGGAUCUGCAAGAGUCAGUGUAGUAAAUAACAAGAACAAUGAAAAGAAAAAAACAGAAGAAUUUCAGCAGCAACACUCAGCUGCAGAAGGGUGUAAGCUUCACAGUGGAGACAGACACCACUCUGCGAGUUCAGAACAUUCUGGUAACGGAGGAACGCAGGUGAAUGUGACUUGUAUUGUUAAAGUAUGUAGUCCAGACUGCAAUUCCCAGUUCCCAGAACAGACGAGUUCAACAAGCAUGGAUUAUGGAAAUGCUCCCUCUUAUUCCCCAACAGGGGAAGAAAUUCCCCUUUCCAAAGAAGAAAACCCCUUGAAAAAAGAAACUGAAAUUCAGAUCUCAGUAGAAAAUGAGGACAAUUUACUUCAAGACUGACUUCCAGAAGAAAUGAAGCUUCCCCUGGGUAUUCAAGAUGUGGGGAUGAAAACCAGUUAAAGGAAAUUACAGAUCGUAUGCUGAUCGACUGAUAAAAUUAAUCAAACAACCCAUUAUCUUCUAAAAUAAACGUUGUUAAAUGUAGCAUUGUUAGAGAGACUUGAAAUUUUAGGCCAAUAUAGACAUUAAUGCUUCUGGGGUUUUUAAUCUUUUUUUGUCAGCUUUGAGAGUCAAAGGAUGAUCUUUGCAGUUUACAAAAAUUUUCUUUUAAACUGAAUGGCCAGCUUCUCCCUUUCUUCUGUGAUACCCUACCAGAGAUCCUUACCAGAUUUGAAAAGGAACAUUUUUCUAACUUCAUGCCAUUGAUUUUUUUUUCUCCUGAGACUUCCUGUGAUGGUAAUUUGGGUUCAGGUAUGCCACCUGUCAAGAACAUGGCUGUGACCAGCACUUCCAAGAGACUGGAGUUAAAUCUUCAUUCAUUCAAUGCUAAUGAAUUAUCCAUUUGAUUUUAAUUUUCAGACUAUUGCAUUCAGUUUCCUAUCACGUAUCUUCACGGACAUACUUCCACUCAUCCUCCUGGAUAUUUCUUUUGUUAUUACAGUUUGCUUUUGCUCAUUUUUGGAUCAAACUUGUCAAAUCCACAUUAAGUAUAUCAAGGAGUGAAAUCUUUUGCAGGAGCUUUUUAAACUAGAUUACAACAAUAGCAUUUUAUUAGCUGUACAUACUUCAUUUUAUUUUAGAAAAUCUGUAUUAAGUAGUCGCCCUCUUGGAGUAGGAGGUAGAUACCUUUUGAUUGACAGCUCUAAAGUUUGUCAUCUUUGUGUCCUGGUUGAUUUAAUAUGGUUCCCUGAUUGAUUCUGACCUCUUUUUUGAGGUUAACCAUAAACCCAAAAUAUUUUUGCCUAUGUUCCAGUGAAUAUUAGAGAAGGCUUAUGUGAGUAUGUGUGCCAGAGAGCUCAUGCCCGCUGACCUCACGAAAAGGACACGCUCCUGACAUGGCACAGCAUGAUCUGUAAGGAGGGGAAUUGACUCAAACCUCAGAACCAGAAAAUCCUGUUCUCCUUCGCUCCUUGCUUGACACUGAAGAUCCAGCCACCUCUUACAGAAAAUUAUUAGAGGUUUUCCUUGAAUCAGAGUGGGAAUCUUUUGGGUUUGGAUGUCAGUUUUUAGGAUCCCAUUUCCUGUAAUUAUAUUUUAUAUACGUGACUUAACCGACAGUUGCGGUGUCUGUAUUCAACCACAGUGUGCAGUAGGGUGUCUGAAUUACAAUUGAGUGAAGUCCUACAGUAGGCAUAACUUUUUUCUUUUAUGCCAUAAAAACAUACUGUUGGACUAGAUGCUUGCUGUACAUCCCUUCCAGCCGAACUGUUCUAUUCUACAAGAGACACCAAGUGCAGUAGUUAUUUCUGAGGCCUUAGACUGAAAAAGGCAUUUUGGAAUAGCAUUUAUUCUGCAACUACAGAAGAUAUACAGAUUUUUAAAAUACAGAGUUUAAACUGCCACAGGACCUAUGAGUUUUACUAAUAUUAUUUCUGGAACAGAACCGACAAUCAGGUCUUUAAUUCUGCUGUGAAGGAACCUCUCACAACUGUAUAUUAAAACUUGCACUUGAAGGCAAUUUUCAGAAAAAAAACUUUGAAAAUGGCCACACUGAAACCAUUACAGAACUGAAGGAUUUAGGCAAGAAAACCUAAUUUGUAGAGUGCUUUGAAUCCCUUGCGCUGCAGCGGGUAUGGCCAUGCCCACCAGCUCCCUGUACGGGGACCGCGCUGGAGUAAGAGUGGAAGAUUUUUGAGUAAGUUUUAAAAACAGUAAAAGGAAGAUCUUGUUACAGCAGUUAAUUUACUGGGUUCUCAAAUUACAGAGCUGUGUGACAGAAGGAAAAUCCAAGUUUUAUGUUGAAGUAGGAAGAAUGUGCUUGUGAAAAAAAAAAAACCCACAAAAAAACCCAGCCUCUCUUUUUGUAAUUACGUGUAUCUGCAAGUUUCCCGACAUCUUUAUUAAAACCUCUAAUUUCUGGAA
Messenger RNA from Falco peregrinus (peregrine falcon), 3444 nucleotides. It is a transcript of the gene TNFRSF1B, whose product is annotated as TNF receptor superfamily member 1B. Gene Ontology annotation, molecular function: tumor necrosis factor binding; tumor necrosis factor receptor activity. The transcript has 10 exons. Gene Ontology annotation, cellular component: membrane. NCBI's taxonomy places the organism in Eukaryota, Metazoa, Chordata, Aves, Falconiformes, Falconidae. The record is from RefSeq and is a predicted model, not a curated record. Bases 76 to 1422 code for a protein of 448 amino acids. Gene Ontology annotation, biological process: regulation of T cell cytokine production; intrinsic apoptotic signaling pathway in response to DNA damage; regulation of T cell proliferation.